UUUUUAGAGCUGAUCUAGAGUGAUACCAAACAUUUACACAAGAGAGAGAGAGAGUGUGUGGCAGAGAACAUGGAGUCUGGGAAACUAAGGCUUCUUGCUCUGCUGCCAAUUCUUGCAUCUCUCAUUCUUCUCUGUUCCGAUCGUCUUCCCCAGUUUGUUCGACAAUCCAAGAGAAUCAACUGCAGCCAUGUACAGCAAAGGCAUUACUGGAUAGCUAGCAAGCGUAUUGUGACGCCAGAUGCAAUGGUUUCUGGUGCAGUUGAAGUGAAAGACGAGAAGAUUGUAGCCGUUGUUGAGGGAGAUGAUUGGCGUGGGAAUGCCUGGACUCACCAAAUAAUUGAUUAUGGGGAUGCUGUUGUUAUGCCUGGACUGAUCGAUGUGCAUGCACAUCUUGACGACCCUGGAAGAACCGAAUGGGAAGGAUUUCCUUCAGGGACAAUGGCAGCUGCUGCUGGUGGUAUCACAACAUUGAUUGACAUGCCUUUGAAUAGCGAUCCAUCUACAGUUUCAGAAGAGACACUCAAACUUAAGGUCCAGGCAGCUCAGGGGAGGAUCUUCGUUGAUGUUGGUUUUUGGGGAGGUCUGGUUCCGGAAAAUGCAUUCAAUUCAACUGCUUUGGAGCGUCUUCUUGAAGCUGGAGCACUUGGCCUCAAGUCUUUCAUGUGCCCCUCAGGAAUCGAUGACUUUCCCAUGACAAAUUCCAGCCAUAUAAGGGAAGGGCUGUCUGUACUGGCAAAAUAUAGAAGACCACUCCUUGUGCACGCUGAGAUUCCUCAAGAGCUGGAUACGGCAGAUAAUGGUGCUGCAAAUCCUAGAUCGUAUUCCACGUAUCUCAAGACUCGGGCUGCUUCAUGGGAAGAAGCUGCAAUAAGAGAGCUGUUAAAAGUAAGUAAAAACACUAGAGGCGGAGGUGUUGCCGAGGGUGCUCAUCUCCACAUUGUUCAUUUGGCUGAUGCUGGAUCCUCUUUAGACCUUAUAAAGGAAGCUAAGAGUAGCGGUGAUAGCAUAAGCGUAGAGACGUGCCCCCACUAUUUGGCCUUCUCAGCUGAAGAAAUAGCAGAUGGAGAUACACGCUUCAAGUGCGCUCCACCAAUCCGUGAUGCUCAUAAUAGAGACAAGCUCUGGGAAGCUUUGCUGGAUGGAGAGAUCGAUAUGCUGAGUUCGGAUCACUCGCCCUCAGCUCCGGAGCUGAAGCUGUUGGAGGAGGGUGAUUUCCUGAGAGCGUGGGGCGGUGUAUCUUCACUGCAGUUUGUUCUACCGGUGACAUGGUCGUACGGACGCAAACAUGGGAUCAGUCUCCAUCGGUUGGUUACUUGGUGGAGUGAGAAGCCGGCAAAACUGGCUUCACAGCAUCUUAAGGGGGCGAUCGCAGCCGGAAAUUAUGCAGAUAUCGUGGUGUGGGAUCCUGAUGUGGAAUUUGAACUGGACGAAGAUCACCCGGUAUACCUUAAGCAUCGGAACAUUUCAGCAUACAUGGGAUCCAAAUUGGCGGGAAAAGUUGUAGCCACUUUUGCGAGAGGCAAUCUCGUUUACCGAAGUGGGAAGCACGCUCCGGCAGCCUGCGGCGUCCCCAUCUUGGCUAAAUGAUCACACCAUACCAUUUGUUAGUUGCCACAUUUCUGCAAACUGUCCAUAAUGAAUUGUAGCUGCCCACAUCUUCAUUACUUUAUUAUAUACCUUUCUCCUCUUUGAAUUCAGGAUAAAUCUACAUCACCAUAUUAUGGACAACCAUUAAUUGGUUCCAAGGACGGAACCAGAAAUUCGAAGAAGCCGGUGCUGAAUUAAAGUAAAACACUUUGUAUUGAAUUUUACAUAUAAAUUUUUUACAAAUUUUGUGAGACACCAGAUGAUAAUUGUAAUUAAAAAAAUUCAAUAAAUCACCAUUAUCAUGUACUA
Messenger RNA from Salvia splendens (bonfire salvia), 1896 nucleotides. RefSeq names its product allantoinase. Bases 70 to 1587 code for a protein of 505 amino acids. NCBI's taxonomy places the organism in Eukaryota, Viridiplantae, Streptophyta, Magnoliopsida, Lamiales, Lamiaceae. Gene Ontology annotation, molecular function: allantoinase activity; zinc ion binding; cobalt ion binding. Gene Ontology annotation, cellular component: cytoplasm. The transcript is spliced from 14 exons. The record is from RefSeq and is a predicted model, not a curated record. Gene Ontology annotation, biological process: allantoin catabolic process; purine nucleobase catabolic process.